UACGUAAGGAAGCGUACCUAUGGCACCAUGACUCACGUGCCGCUGUGUAGAACUGAGGAUAAAAUUUCUGACCAAUGGAGCUGUUUUGACGUGCGCCAGACAUCUCUGACGGCGCUGGGAGCCCAAAAGCUCUCUCUUUUCUGAGGUCGUCAUUCAAGUGGUUGCGGACGUGCAGAAAGGCAGACGACGAUUUGUUGUUCAGAACCUGCACCGUGCUAGAUCGAGAAGGAACAUCGAGGUCUCAUCCCAAUAAGAAUGACAACCGUUAACAACAACAACCCACCUUUGGAUUGGCGCGGUUUGACGCACCAUCACAGCAGCGCGGCAGUGUAUUUGCACAUUUGGUCUAUCAACCACAGCAGCCUGGUGCUUCAAAGUCGUUAUCCUUCCACGGCGGUAGCCGUUGAGUUUCUCGGACGUGGAAAGAUCGGUGCACACUGCAAAGUGGCUAUAAUAAAUACGGCCGAAGAGGAAAUAAGGAAUACAGCUCCUCAAACUGGGUAUCUUGAAGAGGGAUCUCCACUCUUCGUAGACCUGGGAUAUACAAGCGACUUCAUAACAUUUGUAAAUAAAAAUCUUCCGGAUGAUAUACUCAGGCUGCGCGUUGAAGUAACGAUACUUGAAUCUUCAAGUUCACCUGCGGCUUUCAUAUUAAAUGCACCUCAAGGAUCAAGCUUAAAGGACGACUUCGUUCAAGCCUGGGGAGAUCGUGAGUUUGCCGACUUAAUCAUUAUUGCCGGUGAGAAGAGAUUCCACGUCCACAAAGUAGUGCUGGCCACACGAUCACCCGUGUUUCGUGCCAUGCUGAAAAACGACAUGCAGGAAAGUAUUCAAAACGAAGUUGUCCUAAAGGACGUAUAUCCCGAUGUCGUACAAGAAAUGCUGCGUUUCAUCUAUACCGAUGCUUCGCCAAAUAUCAGCACCAUGGCAGCCGAUCUUUACCAGCUAGCCGACAAGUACGAUUUGAAAGGACUCAAGUUGUUGUGCGAAUCUGAACUUGCGUCAAGUCUUAGUGUAGACACGGUCGUCGACGUCCUUCGACUGGCAGACAAACUCCAGUGUGACACUCUCAAGAAACUUGCCGUCCUUUACAUCAACGCGCAUGCCACAGACGUGGGAAUGACGGACGGUUGGAAGAGGAUGGUCAAAGAGGAAGUUCGACUAGUGGAGUGCUUCAUAACGGAUGGAUUGAAAGUGGUAUGAUUUGAAAGAGAAGAAAGCAGUCCUUGUCCUGCUGAGGAGAUUCGUCUGUGUAUUCGUCUAAAUAAACAAGUCCAUUUGGA
This is a messenger RNA of Ornithodoros turicata, 1283 nucleotides long. RefSeq names its product speckle-type POZ protein B-like. Gene Ontology annotation, biological process: proteasome-mediated ubiquitin-dependent protein catabolic process; regulation of proteolysis. Gene Ontology annotation, molecular function: ubiquitin protein ligase binding. Bases 256 to 1203 code for a protein of 315 amino acids. Lineage: Eukaryota; Metazoa; Arthropoda; Arachnida; Ixodida; Argasidae. The record is from RefSeq and is a predicted model, not a curated record. Gene Ontology annotation, cellular component: cytoplasm. The transcript has 2 exons.